AUUGUUUCUUGUAUUUAUUCACGCCAUACACUACCUAACUAAAACCAUAACAAAACACAAAAACAGAGUCACUCUGCCAAUUGCCAAAGGCUUCAAAGCAAUGAAGCCACCUCCCUCCUCUUCUUCUUCGCCUUCUAUUCUCAGAAAAACUCGUCUUUCUCCUUUUCUAUUCACUUUAUUAGCUUUUAUUGUCUUUGUCACCAUUCUUUAUAGUGAAGAUUUUAGCUGCAUUUUUAGCCAGCUUGAAUAUUCUAGUCUAUCUGGUCCUCCCAAUUCCGUUUCAAGAAUCAAGAAGAACAAGAAGUUGCCAUUUGCCAUUGGAGAGACAGAGGAAGGGUGCGACUUGUUCAGUGGGAGGUGGGUUCGUGAUUACAGCCGACCGCUAUACGAGGAAGAGGAGUGUCCUUAUAUACAGCCACAGUUAACUUGCCAAGAACAUGGACGACCAGACAAAGAUUAUCAGCAUUGGAGAUGGCAACCUCAUAGUUGUUCUCUUCCAAGUUUCAAUGCGACACUAAUGCUGGAAACUCUUCGAGGAAAGAGGAUGCUAUACGUGGGAGAUUCCUUAAACAGAGGACAAUAUAUUUCAAUGGUUUGUCUUCUCCACAGACUCAUUCCUGAGAAUGCUAAGUCCAUGGAAACUUUUGGCUCCCUCUCUGUCUUCACAGCCAAGGAUUACAACGCGACGAUUGAGUUCUACUGGGCACCAUUUUUGCUGGAAUCAAAUGCUGAUGAUGCAGUGGUACAUAGAAUAUCUGAUAGAGUUGUGAGGAAAGGUUCAAUAAAUAAGCACGGAAAGAAUUGGAAAGGGGCUGAUAUAGUCGUUUUCAAUACUUAUCUUUGGUGGAUGACCGGCCUAGAAUUUAACAUUUUGCAAGGGUCUUUUGAGGAUGAGGUGAAGGAUAUAGCGAUAGUAUCAACAGAGGAUGCAUAUCGAAUGGGAAUGAAGAGUAUGCUGAGAUGGGUGAAAAAGAACAUGGAUCCAAAGAAAACCAGAGUCUUUUUCACUAGCAUGUCACCUUCUCAUCAAAAGAGCAUAGAUUGGGGAGGAGAACCGAAUAAGAACUGUUACAAUGAAACAAAAAUUAUAGAGGACCCAACUUACUGGGGAUCAGAUAGCAGAAAAAGUAUAAUGCAAGUGAUUGGAGAAGUGUUUCGUAAAACAAAGGUACCCAUUACAUUUCUCAACAUCACACAGCUCUCAAGUUACAGAAAAGAUGCUCACACUUCAAUUUACAAGAAACAAUGGAAUCCAUUAACAACAGAGCAAUUGGCAAAUCCAGUAAGCUACGCUGAUUGUGUGCAUUGGUGUUUGCCUGGUCUUCAAGAUACUUGGAAUGAGCUUUUAUUCGCCAAACUUUUCUAUCCUUGAGAUCUUAAGAGCAUGAAACAAAUUCGUAUUACCACACUUUCAAAAUGGUUGUGUGGAGGAGGAUGAUAUCAAUUUCGUUACCUAGUUUUUGAUUUGUUUUUUUUGGAUGACAUUUGCGGACAGAAAAUUGUUUUAACAAAAUGAAAUAUCUGUGUAUAAAUGUAGUGAUUCUUGCAAAAAUUGUGAAAGGAAAAAUUCUUGCAA
Molecule: messenger RNA, 1576 nt
Organism: Nicotiana tabacum (common tobacco)
Lineage: Eukaryota; Viridiplantae; Streptophyta; Magnoliopsida; Solanales; Solanaceae
Product: protein trichome birefringence-like 33
Cellular component (GO): Golgi apparatus
Molecular function (GO): O-acetyltransferase activity
Source: RefSeq, a predicted model, not a curated record